Messenger RNA from Clunio marinus, 207 nucleotides. NCBI's taxonomy places the organism in Eukaryota, Metazoa, Arthropoda, Insecta, Diptera, Chironomidae. The record is from the annotation of a GenBank genome assembly.
AUGAAGAUGAAUAUAAGAGAAUCAACAAAAGUUUGUUUUUGUCGUCAUGGAAUGGGAUUCCAAAUAUAUGCGCCGCUCACAUUCCAAAGAUGCGAAUCAAUGCAGCUUAGACAACAAGUUAAAUACUUUGUUGUCGAGAAUCACAAACAAUUCCAAAACAGUAAAAAUUUUCAUAGUUUUGAUGGACAAGCAAGUCAAGGCUAUUGA